Molecule: messenger RNA, 396 nt
Organism: Prunus dulcis (almond)
Lineage: Eukaryota; Viridiplantae; Streptophyta; Magnoliopsida; Rosales; Rosaceae
Exons: 1
Coding region: 1-396 (131 amino acids)
Source: RefSeq, a predicted model, not a curated record
AUGGAGCUGGAGCAUAAAGCUUACUGGGCCAUUAAAGAGUUAAAUUUUGCAUAUGAUUCAGCAGGGGAAAAGUGGAAAUUGCAGUUAAAUGAGCUAGAGGAAAUUCGUCAAGAUGCUUAUGACAGUUCUCGCAUCUACAAGGAAAGAACGAAGGCAUUUCAUGACAGUCAAAUUUUACGGAAGGAAUUUCAGCCAAGGCAAAAGGUUCUGUUAUUCAGUUCAAGGCUCAAGUUGUUUCUAGGAAAAUUAAAAUCUCGUUGGACUGGACCCUACCUGGUGACUCAAGUUUUUUCUCAUGGAGCAGUUGAAAUAACUAAUAAGGCUAAAGGCAACACAUUCAAGGUGAAUGGUCACAGGCUGAAACCAUACGUGGAGACACCCUUAAGGAACCAGUGA